AUGGCACAGAUGUGGAGUUUAGGUCUGCUCUGCUUCCUCGUGGGGGCUUCAUACGCGGCUGAGGUCUGCUACGAUGGGGUCGGUUGCUUUGACGACCUUCCCCCAUGGGGCGGCACUGAACAGAGACCCGCUUCCAUCCUGCCAUGGGACCCCCAGGAGAUCGGCACCCGCUUCCUCCUCUUCACCCAGAAGAACCGCUACUACCAGGAGAUCACAGCUGACAAAUCUGUCCAUGACACAAACUACAGUGGAAAACUGAAGACUCGGUUCAUCAUCCCUGGAUAUCUGGAGGAAGGAGACGAGGAUUGGCCACAGGAGAUGUGUAAGGUCAUGGUGGCAUGGGAGAACGUGAACUGCGUGGCUGUUGAGUGGAAGAACGGCACCAGGACUCAGUACGCCCAGGCUGUGAGUAACAGCAGGGUAGUCGCUGUCCAGGUGGCUAACAUCCUCACAUUCCUCAUGAGUUACUACAGACAGAAAGCUGAUAAGUUCCACAUUAUUGGACACGGUAUCGGAGCUCACGCUGCAGGAGACGCUGGCAGCAGGAUCCCUGGACUCGCACGUAUCACUGGACUGGACCCAACUGAACCUUACUUCCACGACACCAAUGCCACAGUCCGUCUGGACACCACUGACGCCCUCUUUGUUGAUGUCAUUCACACUGAUGCUCUUCCUUUUGACCCUAAACUUGGUCUGGGUAUGCCAGAGCCCAUGGGCCACAUCGACUUCUACCCAAACGGAGGAGAGCUGAUGCCCGGCUGCACCGGCAACAGAGGCAAACCCUCUGACCUGGAUGCCUUCUGGGAGGGUACUAAGAGGUUCUACCCCUGCAACCACGUCCGUGCCCACCAGUACUACACCGAGAGCAUCGUCAAGCCCAAAGGCUUUGUGGGAUACCCCUGUGAAGACAAGACCAGUUUUACCAAGGGAAAGUGUUUCCCAUGUGCCGAAGACAAGUGUCCUAUGAUGGGCCACUUUGCUGACAGGUUCACUGUGACUGAUGGCAUUUCCAAGUCAAAGUACUUCCUCAACACCGGGGAAACAAAUCCCUUUGGCACCUACAGCUACAAAGCUCUGGUAACCAUCGAUGGUCCCAGCUGGCCUAACCAAGCCUUCAUGUAUUUGGCUCUGGUUGGAGAGGAUGACAGCACCCAGGAGUACCAGCUUCACGUGGGAACAAUGAGCCCUGGACGUACCUAUGAGCUGCUGAUUGACGCUGAGGUGGAUCUGGGUGAGGUGACAGAGGUCAGGUUCAGAUGGAACAACCAUCAUCCCAACCCCCUGAAUCCAAAGUACGGAGCAUCCAAGGUGGAGCUGCACAGAGGAAAAGACAAGAAGAUCUACCACUUCUGUGGAACCAAGAACGUGGAGGAGAUGACCGUCCAGCCUGUGCCUCCAUGCCAAGCUUAA
Molecule: messenger RNA, 1410 nt
Organism: Cheilinus undulatus (humphead wrasse)
Lineage: Eukaryota; Metazoa; Chordata; Actinopteri; Labriformes; Labridae
Product: inactive pancreatic lipase-related protein 1-like
Exons: 12
Coding region: 1-1410 (469 amino acids)
Biological process (GO): lipid metabolic process
Molecular function (GO): protein binding; triacylglycerol lipase activity
Source: RefSeq, a predicted model, not a curated record